GAAAAAUUAAAAGAAAAACAAAAGUUAAAAAAAUAUAAGAAAGGAAAUUAAUUUCCAAACAAAAGAACAACGCAAGCCUCUCUUUUUCUCUCAUUUUUUUUCCUUUUUAAUCGAAGCACCGACACGGUGGCUAGAAAAGAAGCGUGAAGAAGUUGAUUCGAUUCUCAGUGCUCCGACUGAUCUCUACUCCAUGGCUUCUUGAUCAGGAAAAUUGGUUGAGGGAGCUAUUGACUGGAGGCGCUUGAUCAGAUCAUAUGAAGUGCUUACUCAGUGGGAUUGGUUCUCAGGCAGUUGAUCUAGAUGUACUGUUUCUGCAUGUUUCUACACCGAACACACUUUUUCGAAGAUUCUUAGAGGUUAAUAUCAGGAGCCUGAAUUCUCAUACUCAAACUAUUAAGUUGUUGCUGUUUGGAUCCACAAGCUGGGAAACAGAGAAGAAAUAUUUCUAUGGCGGAGAGGGAGGACAGUAUUGAGCUUAAGUUUCGCAUUUAUGAUGGAACAGAUAUAGGCCAUGGUACUUAUCCAUCAUCUAUGACCGUUUCCAAUCUUAAGCAAAAGCUGGUUGCUGAGUGGCCUCAAGACAAAUCAGUCAUUCCAAAGUCAGUAAAUGAAUUGAAACUUAUACAUGCUGGUAAAAUUUUGGAAAAUAACAAGACACUUGCUGAUUCAAAAAUAACAUCUGGUGACCUUCCUGGCGGUGCUAUGACCAUGCAUGUUCUUGUACAGCCUGCUAUAGUAAAAAAGAAGACAGAAAAAAAUGAAGAGGAGAUGAAGAAACUAAACUCAUGUGGCUGUGUAAUCCUUUAGAUAAGGAAACAUUGCUUGAAGUCAAUAGCAGUUUUCUCACAGUUCAUACCUUAUGGCGAGAUUUCACACUUGAAAUGGCGUUCCUUUAUAAAUGGGUGACCUUGUUAUUGUAGGCAUCCUCAUAGAAGCAGAUUGCCUAAAAGGACAACUCAUUUUCUUCCUCAUUUGAAAUGGCCCUCACUUGUACACAGAGGGCAUUGUUACUGUAAACAUCCUCUUCACCAUUUUGUUUAAGAUAAUAGAAGUUGUGCAGAUGCAUUUAUGAACCUGUGUGGGAGCUAGGAAUGAAUUUUUAGUACCGACUGUCAUGAUAUAAUUUCCAUUGUUUGCUUUUGAGUCAAACAGAACUGUACUGGAGAUGCCUCUAUUACUGAGAUGAUCAAAAGAUGGUUAAAUGAGAACCUGAAAUGAGUUUCUCCGGGAUGUAUGGUAUGCGAUUUAUUAGUCUCAUGUUUCAAUAAUUUGAGCUGCUUAAAGCAGUUUUUUUAAUUUUUUUUUUUUUUAGCAUAAUAGAAGGAAUUUUCUUUUAUUUCUUAACUCACUUACUGUGUCUUGUAAUUCAAAUCCAAAACUUCUGCCACCGAAAGGAGUAAAAGGGUAAAUUUCAAGGCGGAUCAAAAAGCGUUGUGUCUGGAGCAAACUUGUACAUUCUGCUAGCAGCUACCGAGUAACAACCUCCCUUCCUCCGGCCAUGGCAGAAGUGCUAAGCUCAAACAAAUUUCAAAUUCAAAACUUUUUCCACCGAAGGGAGUAAAUGAAAUGGCAAUCU
Molecule: messenger RNA, 1576 nt
Organism: Rubroshorea leprosula
Lineage: Eukaryota; Viridiplantae; Streptophyta; Magnoliopsida; Malvales; Dipterocarpaceae
Source: the annotation of a GenBank genome assembly